AUUGUUGCAAAAUAAACCUGAGACUUGUCGAGCUGCCUGUGAUGGUUCUCUGAAUUCGAUCGGGAACGGUGGCCGAACUAUUCUUCAGUCUGAGGAUAAAAUACAGUUCAACAACUAUUGGAUAUGUUUUGUCGUUAUCUACUAGACCGCGUGGCAUACAUUGUUCAUCCAACUAGUGGUAGGCAAUACAUUUUACAGUAUACCGUAUUGUAGCCUAUACAGUAGUCUUUGUUUUGCAUUAGAGGCGAGACCAGAAAAUUGUCACUCUUUCCCAGAAUAUUUAUUACACAUUAAUAACAUUAUCAUUACUUACACAAUAGUAACACUAUCUUCACUUACACAUUAGCAACACUAUCAUUGCAAAAUAAGAAAUGGAUGAAUCAAACGGUUCUUCAAAAAGGACUAUUCUGUGUUUAUUUGACGUGGACGGCACUCUUACCCCACCGAGAGAGAAAAUUGACCCGAAGCUGGAUGAGUUUUUCCAGUCUCUGCGCAGGAAAGUGAAGAUCGGCAUAGUGGGUGGAUCAGACUACUCAAAGAUCGCAGAACAGCUGGGGGAGGGAGAUGAAGUGAUACAGAAGUUUGACUAUGUGUUUGCUGAGAACGGCACGGUGCAGUACAAAGACGGGAAGCUCCUUUCCAAACAGGUGGGUGUCACUGAGGCUAUCCAGAACCAGAUAGGAGAGGAACUACUGCAGGACCUCAUUAACUUCUGUCUCAGCUACAUGGGGCUGAUCAAGCUUCCCAAGAAAAGGGGCACCUUUAUCGAAUUCCGCAACGGAAUGCUGAACAUCUCCCCCAUUGGCCGGAGCUGCACACUUGAGGAGCGAAUCGAAUUCUCUGAAAUUGACAAGAGAGAGAAAGUCCGGGAGAAGUUUGUUGCGGCCCUGCAGGAGAAGUUUGCUGGGAAGGGUCUACGAUUUACUAGAGGUGGUCUCAUCAGUUUUGACGUGUUCCCUGAAGGCUGGGACAAGAGGCUCUGUCUGGAUGUGCUGGAGGGGGAGGGCCUGGACGCUAUCUACUUCUUUGGCAACGAGACGUCAUCGGGGGGAAACGACUAUGAGAUCUUCAAUGACCCGCGCACCAUUGGUUUCACAGUAUACUCACCAGAGGACACAGCCAGGCACUGUCGAGAGAUUUUCUUCAAAGCUCCCACCAAUGAGUCGUGAUAAAUCGUGCAGCAGGCACUCUCACAGUCAGCUUCCCCUGGGUUCCCCAUGUUGUUGAGGGCAGUUACUAAGAGCACCUGAAGGAGAAGAGGUGGAAAUGGGAGGUAAACCACUACAGAUUUGUAAUCAAUGUGUUGUUGUUGUAUAAUAUUAUUCUAACUAGCACUGACAUAUAAAGGGAUCAUCAGUAAUUCACAUUGGCUGGACUCCCAUGGAAAGUACUAUGAGAUGUGGACACAUCUGCUUUUUUAAAGAGAUGGUAGCUCAAACAAUGUGAGGAAUUGUACUAAUGUUUUCAGUUUUUUAUCAUGACUAAGUGUUUCUCUAAGGUUUUAAUGUAAUAUCUGAUUAUUUAACAUCUUUCAACCCAAUGGUUUUUGUAGCGUGUCCCUGUAUUUGUAUGUAACAUCAAAUUAACCAUAAUGUCUUAUAGGCCCUCCUGUAAGACAAUCCUCUUGUGAAUAUCAUGUGAAGAUGUAUAUACAUUUUGAGUAUAUAAUGUAAAUACCCACUUAUGUUUUGCACUAAUAUUGAUACAGUUAUCUGACAAACUGG
Molecule: messenger RNA, 1724 nt
Organism: Oncorhynchus tshawytscha (Chinook salmon)
Lineage: Eukaryota; Metazoa; Chordata; Actinopteri; Salmoniformes; Salmonidae
Product: phosphomannomutase 1-like
Exons: 8
Coding region: 372-1169 (265 amino acids)
Biological process (GO): mannose metabolic process; GDP-mannose biosynthetic process; protein N-linked glycosylation
Cellular component (GO): cytosol
Molecular function (GO): phosphomannomutase activity
Source: RefSeq, a predicted model, not a curated record